AUGAAAGUGAAUGAGGAAGUAAAGAAUAUAAAUUUGAUGAAAACGAUAGAAUAUGGAGCAAUGAAGGUCCCAGAGAGCUACGAAGAGUGUGAUUCCACACACGUGGACCUAAGAGGAGCUUGCAAUCCACAAGGAAAAAAUGGAGUUAAUCCGUGGAUUUUUAUUAAAAUUGCCGCAGGAAACCUUGAAAUAGUCUCCUCGGAUAUAUCGGUGUUGUGGGCGUCGGCGUUUCUGACAAACUGGCACUUGAGCGACAACGAGCUGGUACACAUAGCGAGAAGCAUGAGCAGAAGUGAAUACUCGAAGGCGUCAGUGAAGGUGACCUUUCUGAACCCAUUCUGCGUGUGCAGAAUAUACUCCAACGGAAGGGUGCUCAUCAUGGGAACACUAACGGAGAAGCAAGCGUAUAAAAGGCUGGCAAAGACGGUCAGGAAGAUAAAGUACAGGACAAAGUGGAAGGUGCAAAUACCGCCAUCAAGUACAUACAACUAUAACAGCAUGAACUCAGGCUCUGAAGAAAACAACACGCGACCAAGUACAGAUCAAGCACACUCUGGCUUAGGUUCCGAGCAGACAUCGAGUAGAGUAGGCCGCCAGUCAUCGCAUAGAACAGACCGUGAACUGACGAGGCAGAAUAGAGAUAACAAGAGCAGGUUUGGACUGGACGGGAACGGACUAACAUGGAAGUACGUAGAUAACCCUAGGAUAUUCAAGGUGUCAGAGUCACUUAAGACGUUUAAAAUAGAUCAGCUGUACUGUAAAAUAGUGUUAAAAAAUGAGCUAAAUUUAGAGGAGAUAUAUCGCAAAUUGGACCCAAAGCACAUCAACGUAAACCUAUUUAAAAACUAUUUGAGUGACUCGGAUAUGUACAAUAACACACUCCUGUUUAAGGAUAACCUUGAUAUUGGCAUGGAGUUGGAACGAGUGCUGGAAAACGAGCUGAUUGCUUCAAAUAGAACAAGUUCGUGUCUGGUGUUUAAAAGUGGCAAGAUAAGCAUACUGGGAUGCUCAAACAGGUCACAAAUACUGUAUACAUUCAACCAACUAAUUCAGCACCUUUAA
This is a messenger RNA of Theileria orientalis strain Shintoku, 1062 nucleotides long. RefSeq lists its product as uncharacterized. NCBI's taxonomy places the organism in Eukaryota, Apicomplexa, Aconoidasida, Piroplasmida, Theileriidae. The transcript is spliced from 4 exons. The record is from RefSeq and is a predicted model, not a curated record. Bases 1 to 1062 code for a protein of 353 amino acids.